Octopus bimaculoides (California two-spot octopus) is the source of this 5281-nucleotide messenger RNA. RefSeq lists its product as uncharacterized. The record is from RefSeq and is a predicted model, not a curated record. NCBI's taxonomy places the organism in Eukaryota, Metazoa, Mollusca, Cephalopoda, Octopoda, Octopodidae. Gene Ontology annotation, cellular component: cytoplasm. Gene Ontology annotation, molecular function: protein binding.
AUAUUUUUAUACCCACAAUUCCAUGGAACUUUACUGAAAACUUCCGCUUCCGGUACAUCAUCCUCGUGCUUCUGUUUACAACUGUCGCAGUCACUUCUUUUACCUUCGUUGUACUGUCAGCCGUGGCUUGACACUCCACACCUGGCCACCCCACUGAGAAAGUUGGAGCAAAUGAUGGACUCCGAUUCAUCCAGGGCUGGCAUUGAGUCUGCAUGUCGGAGUCACAGGACAAAGAAGAAGAAGAAAAAAGGCUCAGCAGGUAAAUCCCCUAGUACCAAGGGAAGUACCUUAGAUGACUAUAGCCCCAAGGAUAGGAACAUUGACAACAAGACAACCUUGAAUCCUCUCAUGGACACCUCAAAUAAUGUUGAGUUAGGGACCAAUUCAUCAGACUGUAAAGACACCCUAAAUAAUAUUGACACUGAUUCCAAGAACCAGAUGAUGGGGUCAGCCCCUAUAAACACAUUAAACAAUAUUGACACUGGCAUCAAUGUCUCAGAGUCUGGUUUAACUCUUGCUAAGGAUUCUUGGAUAACUAAGACUGAUUCUCCAAUUGAGAAGAAGAAGCAAAAUUUAAAUUCUCCUCAGAGUAACUUAGACAAGGUUGAGAUUGAGGUGAAUAAUUCAGAUUCUUGCCCAACUUUUCAUAGCAGUUCAUUGAUAGAAGAAGCUGAUGGUAACGUUAAUCUCAGAAAUCUGGGAAGUACUGGCAUUGAAAGUGAUAACAUGGGUUGUGCAGAAUCAAGCAACCCUCAUGAAUUAGGUGUCCCUGUUGCAUCUCAUCCCUUUGGCAACAGCAACAUUGGCAUGGAACUUCCAUAUACAGAAAGACUGGUAGAAAAUAUAGAGGGUGCACAGCAGUUCACUUUGUUCCGUCAGCUAACAUCUAUGGGAAAACUUGAAGAUAUAAUCCUAAGAAAUAGUGUAAGGGUUUUGAAGCUGGUGAGUUGUCAUUUGAGGUCGCUACCUGAAGAUUUGGGUAACCUGUUAUAUCUGGAGGCCUUGGUAUGCAGUGAAAACCAACUCACAGAGCUUCCACAGUCGGUUGGUUAUCUUCAGCAUUUGAAAUUGUUACAAGUUGAUAUGAAUCGCUUAAAACAACUGCCAGCAAACAUCGGAUCCUUGAAGUCUUUGAAGUUGCUUGCUGCCAAUGACAACCAGUUGGAGUAUCUGCCAGCAAGCAUUUCGGUGCUAGAAAACCUACAGACUCUCGACUUGUCUAACAAUUGUUUGCGAAGUCUGCCAUUACACUUUCAGUCAUCUGCAUGUCUCAACCAACUUUACAUCCAGAAGAACUCUAUUGAAAAGUUACCACCUUGGAUAGCAAAAAUGUCGAAAAUUCAAGAAUUCCAGGUUGGUGAGAACCUGUUGACUGAGUGGCCAGACUUUGAAGAGUUUGGUCGCACAGCCACACAGCUCAUGGUGUUGGAUGUGUCAGAAAACCGGUUGAGUGAUUUGGCCAAUGGCUUUGGAGGACUACAAUCAUUGAGUUGUUUAAAUUUGGGACGAAACCCUUUUGUUGACAAUCAGAAUGCAGAAUCUGUUGGCAAUCUCUUGAAAGGACUGCCAAACAGCUUCUGUCAGCUCCAUGCUGUUACUUUGUUAAGCAUUGAUGGGAAUUGCUUGCAGAACUUACCCAAUAAUUUUGGCGACUUGCGGUCCCUGAAGAUGCUGAAUCUGUGCGACAACCAACUUGAAUGGUUACCAGAUUCUUUCUGUUACCUGAACUCUUUACAACUAUGUCUGCUUUCAAGGAACUCACUGAAUUGCCUACCUGAGCACUUUGGACACCUGCCUGCGCUCAAGCACCUGGAGGUGUCUCACAACAACCUGGUGGACUUGCCAUCAACCUUUGGUAAGUUGUCUGCGCAAUUAGUCUACCUAGACCUUUGCAAUAAUUGCAUCCUGCAUGAACUAAAGAUCCUUGAGAUAUUCGAAAGGCUCACCUAUCUGGACGUUGGUAGCAACCCAUUUGUGCAAUGUGAUUUGUCGUCCACCUCUCAUACUGUGAAUCCCCAGCUCACCACAGCCUGUAAUCACUACUUCACUACAUCACUUGCAGGACAGUUUGAAGACUUUGAUGGAGAUGAAGAAGGAAGGGAUGAAGGUAAAAACCGUGAUGAUGAUGAUGAUGAAGAUGAAGAUAAGAAAGGAGAGGUAUAUAGUCAAAUCACAUAUCAACAGGGAGGUAAAGACACAUUGCCAUCAAGAAAUAACCACCAAUCUGCUCCUCAGAACUCUCCUUGUGGAUGUAUUUACAGCACCAUAGAUAGCUCAUUUGUGGGUUCUACAGAGUCAUGUAGUGACCCCUUGAAAUCUUCAAUGACCCUAACCCAGCAGCUCAAAGGCAACAUCAGAGGCAGUGGUGAUGGCACUAAGCAAGAUCAUGUUGCAGCAGAAAUCCACAGAAUGCCUUUCUGCCAUCAAUGUCACUGUGACAACAGUGUCAAUACAGACCAUCACCAUAGUAACCACACAAACAAGGGGAACAUGUCUGAGGUGAAACGAAAAGAGGAGGAAGACUGGGAUAAAGAGCAAAGUGGGGCCAGCAAAGGGACCACUGCUUGUCGUGACCACACCAUGAACAUUACUAUGACAAACAACACUGUUAAGCACAAUUCCAGCUGCAGACAACGCACCAUGACCACCACAAGUGCUGCACUAAGCAGAGGUCACAUAUUCUUGCCAGCCGAUAUUCACAAAGAGAACAUAAAUUAUAACUUUGUUGGUUUCAGAAAAUUUACUGGACAAUUUGACAAUGCUGAUGAAUGAAUGCCACUGAUUCUCUCUCUCACACACACACACUCUCUCUCUCUCUUGUUCAUAUAUAUAUAUAUAUAUAUAUAUAUAUAUAUAUGUGUGUGAGAAAAAUAAACGACAAAGGAAUAAACAAUUAUCUUGUGAACUUCGUUAGCUUACAGCUGUUUCUGCUAUAAGAUACCGUGAACUCAUACUUGAGUGCCUGAAUAACACCUUAUUGCUUCAUCAGAGCCUUGAAUAUGAAUUGCAAUUUAUUUGGGAGAGAAUUACAUUUGUGCCUAUAUAGGGAAUGGCAUCAACAAUGAGAAAAGUCAAUACAGAUGUAUAUAAGAAAACUAUAUAUCCAAAAUAUUGUUGAUACCAUUUUCUAUAUAGACACAAAUGUGAUCCUUUCCUAAGUAAAUUACAUUUCAUACUUGAGGUUCUGAUGAAGCUAUAGGGUGUUAUUCAAGCACUCAACUAUGUAUUCACUGCAUCUUAUAGCAGAAAGAGCUGUAGUUCAUAAGAUAAUCAUUUAUCCCUUUGUCAUCACGUUUUCUCUUAUUACCACUCUAUACUCAGCCAACACUUCAUUCUGAAGCAUACAUAUAUUGAGUUCUACUCUGGGUUAUUAAUCUCACAAUGCCUAAGCGAAAUAUAUGUAUACAUAUAUUCGUUCAAAAAUUGACCCAAAGGACAGCAAAAGAACAGAGAGAAAAUUGACACACAGGACAUGAUCUUACCCUGUCAGUUAUUGUCCAAAAGUCUCUACAAUUUCACACCUUUAAUGAUAAUAUUGUUCAUUUUUGGUGGCGUCAACAGCAAAAAGCUGCUGAGAAUAAUAAUGAGUGAGUGUAAGGGAUGGAGACAAAAACAAACACAACCCUGUUUGUUGGUACGAAUAAAAAUAUACAAACAAAACAAAGCUAUAUGGCUCGGCUCUGAGACAACAUUAAGACAAGACCUGUAGAAGUAACACAAUGGAAAUGUGUGUGUGUGUGUAUAUUUAUACAUACAUAUACACACACAUAAAUAUUUCUUCUUGGAAAUAUAUAUAUAUACAUAAACACAUACAUGAAUAAAUAUAUAUAUAUAUAUAUAUACACACACACACACAUGCAUACAUCUUGGAAAUAUAUAUAUGCACACACAUACAUACAUUUCAUACCUCUUCUUUAACACAAUCAUAUGCACUAUAUACUGUCUAUUUAUCUAUCUGUCUUUCAUAUGCUCACGCUGCCCACACUGACAUGCACACACACUCACACACACACAGUGUUCAAGAUUUGUUCAUUAGACUUUUGUAUUCCCUAGUAUUUUAGGCAUGGCUGUAUGCUAAGAGGUUUGCUUCCCAACCACAUGGGUCUAGUUUCAAAUUCACUGUGUGACAUCUUGGACAAGUGUCCCUACUAUAGCCUUAGACUGACCAAAACCACGUGAGUGGAUUUGAUUGGCAGAAACUGAAAGAAGCCCUUCACAUACAUGUGUGUGCAUGUGUCUUUAAGUACCAGGCUUUACAAAAAAAAAAUUACUGGGGUUGAUUUGUUCAACUAGAAUUCUUCAAGGCAGUGCCCCAGCAUGGCCACAAUCCAAUGACUGAAACUAGUAAAUGCUAGAUAAAAAUACAAAAUUUUAAGACAUAUCUUAAGAACUGCCAUGAUACAUUCAACUCUUUAGUAUUUAAACUGGUCACAUCUGGCCUAGAUAUUCUGGUUUUAUGUUCAACCGAACCAGAUCUGGUCCCUUCCACUUUCCCUACAAUGUCAUUUUAAAGAUAAACAAUCACAUCAUUGAAAUCUUGAAACUAAGGAAUAAAUAAGCAUUACAUUUGAAAGAGUAGUUGUGGAUGCUAAAGGGCUGAACCGGCCAUAUUGAGCCAAAAUAUUCUACCUGUUUUAUGUUCAAACUGGCCAGAUCUGCCCUCUCAUACCUACUCUACAAUGUCAUUUUAAUGUAAUACAAUUAUGUCAUUGAAAUCUCAAAGCCACAAGAUAAGCUGUGAUUAUUUCAAAACAAUGUGAAUAAAUAAGCAUUACAUUUGACAGAGUAAUCUGAAUGCAAGAGGGUUAACCCUUUUGAUACCAACCCACCUGAAACCACUUCUGGCUCUGUAGUACAAAUGUCUUGUUUUCAAAAGUUCUGAAUAAAAAUCUUCCACCAAACCUUAGUCACAAUUUAUGUUCCUAACACUAGCUUAAUAAUAACUAAGUUAUUUUAUUAAAUUCUUUGUUAUAUUUAAAAUUAAUUGAAUGAAACACUGAGCAUCUCAACAGAAAUAUGGUAACAAUAUAGUUAAAUACUACUUUAGGACUAUUCGGGAUGGAAGUUAAAUGGAUGAAUCUUGAGGAUGACUUCUAUUGACUUGUUUGACUCUCAAACUCACACACCAUUACUAGACACCAACACUUCAUACACACAUAUACUGCCAUAAACAUCAAUGCAUACACACAUACAUAUUCCCUUGUUUUUCUACCAAAAUUUGAACCAAAGAUAUUCUUUGGCACUUGUGACUAAUAAAAGCUUAUCUCUCUCUAUAUAUAAA